Molecule: messenger RNA, 1663 nt
Organism: Carassius auratus (goldfish)
Lineage: Eukaryota; Metazoa; Chordata; Actinopteri; Cypriniformes; Cyprinidae
Exons: 4
Coding region: 377-1117 (246 amino acids)
Source: RefSeq, a predicted model, not a curated record
UUUCACCUCAGCUAAAACUCUCCAAAAUAAAAAGUGCUGAAUACAUAUUUAACUUCAUUACUGUGCUAUUUUGAGGGCUUACGAACAAAUAGACGAUUUUAAUAGGCCUACAUUAAAAAAAUUCUCAUCUCUGAGGUAAGAUUGCAAAGUUGUCGGUGAAAAGCCGAAGCUCUUGACGCACUCCGGCGGAAUUGAUUGAUGUCAAUGGGGCGCACCUGCGGUUCAACUGUCGGCUCUGGGAUCGGCUGUGCCCUCAUCAAACUUACCUGAGGGCCUCCCGGUGUCCAGUUUGGCCCUGCUGAUCCUGGUGCUCAUUCCCUGCGUGCUUCUGCUCCUGCUGCUCAACUGCCUGUUCGUGGGAUACAAACUGUUCCGGAUGACCCAGAGGAAGAGAGACCGCUUCGGGUCGGAAAUCUCUCUCAUGCACUCUUCGUUUUCCACCCGCCAGAGAGUCACCCGUUUUUCUGAUGAGCCUCUGCUCGCUCCAAACAGAAAGACCAACUACGUCUCGGUCUCGGAGCCGAUGCUGGCGCCUCCCAUCAGCUCGUCCCUGACCUCCUCAGCGGAGAGAAGGGCCACCGGGCAGCGCGCCAGGUUUGUACGCCCGGAUGGGUCCACUUACGCCGGGCCCGAGUCAUUGCGUGCGCGCGUGCCGAUCUGGAGGACGAGCGCCCCGGUUCUGCUGCAGUCCAGUGAUUCGGACACAGAGCGGGUCAACACGGUGCCCCCGAACUCACCAGCACAGCAUCUGACUCCCAAUGGGUUCUCAAUGCGGAUGACUUCCAUGCGUAGGAGCAGCACCAUGGAGCUGGAGAGCGCUCCUCUGGAUAAGCUCCAUGUGGAAUGCGAGUCCGCCAGCAUCAUCCAGCCGGAGAACUCCUGUUAUGUGGCGUCACCAAGCCCCUCGGCUGGGGGUUCAGGACUGGACAGUGACUUCGGAGCCAGUGCAGGUGUAUCUCUGCGCAUCCUUUCAGUGGACAGUGACGGUUUCCCGGGCUCUGCCUGGGCGUCUGUUCUGGAAUGGGAUUACUACGACCCAAGUUAUGUCACUCAGAACCACAUCCCAAAGCACAGACACCACGUACCCCCCAUCACCACCAAACAGUACUGGGUCUGAGCCCGAACUCCAUAGAGAGAGAGAUCCAGAACAAGACUUAAUUUAGCCAUUCUCAUUCUAGAGGUUCAAUUGAGCUGAGUCUAGAUUUCUGUCUGGGUUUAAUGGACUUAAUGUUCACUUGCUGUUUUAACUGCAACACAUCACAUGUCAAAUCACACACACGAUUUUAAAAAAAUCUUCACGAUCACUGCUUACUUCUGCAGCAACUCCAAACAAGUUUGUUCAGUUUACAAAAUUGGUGUUUAUACAAUCACCCCACUAUUUCUUUUACUUUGACACGGAGUUUGUUUUACACGUCGAGUUUCUCACCAUUGAAAUUAUGUUUGCACAUGAUUCUCAGCAUGGAGUUAGUCUUCAGAAGAGGCUGUUUUUGAGUACUUCACAUUUUUGACACGAUACACGUUCUUGCAUUUGUAAAUAUAGUAGUAUUUAGAUUGUGCCGGAAUUGAAUAAAGUUUUAAACUACAGGGUCUCAUUUUAUUGCUGUGGACAUCUAAAGCAAUUAUUAAGAGUCAACAAAAUUAUAAAAAAAAUCUAAAUAAGAUA